Molecule: messenger RNA, 870 nt
Organism: Ceratina calcarata
Lineage: Eukaryota; Metazoa; Arthropoda; Insecta; Hymenoptera; Apidae
Product: 40S ribosomal protein S6-like
Exons: 5
Coding region: 99-854 (251 amino acids)
Biological process (GO): translation
Cellular component (GO): ribosome
Molecular function (GO): structural constituent of ribosome
Source: RefSeq, a predicted model, not a curated record
ACGUUCCAUUCCCAUUUCCCCCAUUUCCCAUUCCGUUCAAGGCACUGACACGGUGAGACGUAUACCAUAAGGACGCAUACGACUCGAUAUUUGUCAGGAUGAAGUUGAACGUUUCAUAUCCUGCAACGGGAUGCCAAAAGCUGUUCGAAAUCUCCGAUGAACACAAGCUGAGGAUAUUUUAUGAGAAACGCAUGGGCGCCGAGGUGGAAGCCGAUGCUCUAGGUAACGAAUGGAAGGGAUACGUCGUCCGCAUUUCUGGUGGCAACGAUAAACAAGGAUUUCCCAUGAAACAGGGUGUACUGACGAAUGGACGCGUACGUUUAUUGCUGUCGAAGGGGCAUUCGUGCUACAGACCGAGACGUGACGGCGAGCGUAAGCGUAAAUCUGUUCGUGGAUGCAUUGUCGAUUCUAAUCUUUCAGUACUUGCCCUGGUCAUCGUCAAAAAAGGAGAACAGCAUAUUCCAGGUUUGACCGACACGGAAGUUCCACGCCGACUUGGUCCUAAAAGAGCAAGUAAAAUUCGCAAGCUCUUUAACUUGACCAAGCAAGAUGAUGUUCGUCGUUUCGUCGUGAAGCGCCCGGUACAAAAAGAAGGAAAACCCGUGCGUCACAAAGCACCAAAAAUUCAACGUCUCAUUACUCCUCUUACUCUGCAGAGGAAACGCCACAGGCUGGCUUUGAAGCGGAGACACACGUUGGCUCGCAAACAACAAGCAGCAGACUAUGCUAAGUUGUUGGCGCAAAGGCAAAAGGAAGCGAAGAACAGGCGCCAAGAGGAACUGAAACGAAGACGCAGCGCUUCUAUGCGAGAUUCGAAAUCGUCCAGUCAAUCUGCGCCUACCGUUCAGAAGUAAAAAUGAAUGAAGGAAA